This is a messenger RNA of Musa acuminata AAA Group (dessert banana), 1312 nucleotides long. RefSeq lists its product as uncharacterized. Gene Ontology annotation, biological process: beta-D-galactose catabolic process via UDP-galactose, Leloir pathway; glucose metabolic process. The coding region runs from base 168 to 1169 and encodes 333 amino acids. The transcript has 5 exons. NCBI's taxonomy places the organism in Eukaryota, Viridiplantae, Streptophyta, Magnoliopsida, Zingiberales, Musaceae. Gene Ontology annotation, molecular function: aldose 1-epimerase activity; carbohydrate binding. The record is from RefSeq and is a predicted model, not a curated record.
GCUUCUUGGAUCACAGGUUCGGCGUCCCCGGCACGCGUUUCGACGCCGAAAUCCAAUUAAAAAUCGGAUUUUUCGGGAAUUUGCUCUGUUACCUUUCUCGAUAAAUCCAUCGCCUUGCCGGUGCGAAGAAUUGAGUCGGUGAAGAAUCGUAUCGUGUUGGGGCAGCGAUGGCGGCAGAGCUCUACGAACUCCACAAUGGCACCAUCACCGUCAAACUAACCAAUUUCGGCGCUACCAUCACGUCCCUCCUCGUUCCCGAUGCCAAUGGCAAGCUCGCGGAUGUGGUGCUUGGGUUCGAUACCGUCGAGCCGUAUCAAAAAGGUCUUUCUCCGUACUUUGGCUGUAUUGUUGGACGCGUAGCAAACAGAAUCAAAGAUGGAAAAUUUGCACUCAAUGGGGCGGAUUAUUCCUUGUACAUCAAUAAUCCACCAAACAGCCUUCAUGGUGGGAAGAUAGGAUUCGACAAGGUGCUGUGGGAGGUCACCGAAUAUAACAAUAAUAUGUUUCCUUCAAUUACCUUCGAGUACCAAAGCAAGGAUGGAGAGGAAGGUUACCCUGGAGAUCUUUCUGUCACUGCUAAGUAUUCCCUUCCUUCGAGUACAUCCCUGAAACUUGAAAUGGAAGCUGUGCCUCUUAACAAAGCCACUCCAGUCAACUUAGCUCAACACACUUACUGGAAUUUAGCUGGGCAUAACUCGGGAAAUAUUCUUGAUCACUCAAUUCAGAUACUGGCAUCUCAUCUGACCCCUGUUGAUAAAAACUUGAUCCCAACAGGGGAAAUUAUGCCAGUUAGCGGUACCUGCUUUGAUUUUACGACAGAAAAAAAGAUAGGCAGCAGAAUCCACGAACUUCAAGUUGGGUAUGAUCACAAUUAUGUGCUGGACUGUGGUGAGGAGAGAUCUGGCUUGAAGCAUGCAGCUAAAGUAAAAGAUCCUUCAGGCUCAAGGGUUCUUGAUUUAUGGACUGAUGCAUCCGGUAUGCAGUUCUAUACUGGCAACUAUGUAGAUGGUGUUGUUGGGAAAGGAGGUGCAGUAUAUGGGAAGCAUGCAGCGUUAUGCCUGGAGACACAGGGAUUUCCAAAUGCCAUUAACCAACCAAACUUUCCAUCUGUAGUGGUUCAACCUGGUGAGAAGUACAGGCACACAAUGCUGUUCGAGUUCUCCACCUGACUGAUAUCAUCGGUCUUCUUGUUUUACUCUUUCCCUUUCGGAGGAGUUGAUCAUCCAAGUAAUAACAUGUACAAAAUAACUCAAGGAACAUGAGGCACUUCAUCUAGUGUUAAUUUUAUCCUUUUGGCUUUGUUUUCUUUUCA